Tupaia belangeri chinensis (Chinese tree shrew) is the source of this 4431-nucleotide messenger RNA. RefSeq names its product epsin 2 (gene EPN2). Gene Ontology annotation, cellular component: clathrin vesicle coat; plasma membrane; endosome. NCBI's taxonomy places the organism in Eukaryota, Metazoa, Chordata, Mammalia, Scandentia, Tupaiidae. The record is from RefSeq and is a predicted model, not a curated record. Gene Ontology annotation, biological process: endocytosis. Gene Ontology annotation, molecular function: phospholipid binding; clathrin binding.
AGUGUGUGCUUCUGUGUCAGGCUCAGCGCUGGGGACCGACUGCUCUCUGGGGACCAGGACAGAUGGCGGACACCAGGCGCAUGGAGCAGAGCCCCGUGUCGGAGAUGCAGCCUUCACUCUAGCCCGGUCAUGGCUCCCAGCCUCUCAGCUGUGAGGCUCCAGAGGAGGAAAUGACUGCUCAGGGACCUCGCUCCAGACCGAGCUCGGAAACCCAGCCUGCGUAGGGCGCAGGGCGCGGACUCACUGAGGACAGGAACGUUGCUUUCUUGGAAGGGCUUUCCGUUCGUCACAAAGAGAAGAAAGAUGACGACCUCGUCCAUCCGACGGCAGAUGAAAAACAUUGUGAACAAUUACUCGGAGGCCGAAAUCAAAGUGCGGGAAGCCACCUCCAACGACCCGUGGGGCCCGUCCAGCUCGCUGAUGACGGAGAUCGCCGACCUGACCUACAACGUGGUGGCCUUCUCGGAGAUCAUGAGCAUGGUGUGGAAGCGGCUCAACGACCACGGCAAGAACUGGCGGCACGUGUACAAGGCGCUGACGCUGCUGGACUACCUCAUCAAGACGGGCUCCGAGCGCGUGGCCCAGCAGUGCCGCGAGAACAUCUUCGCCGUCCAGACCCUGAAGGACUUCCAGUACAUCGACCGUGACGGCAAGGACCAGGGCGUCAACGUGCGCGAGAAGUCCAAGCAGCUGGUGGCCCUGCUCAAGGACGAGGAGCGGCUGAAGGCCGAGAGGGCCCAGGCUCUCAAAACCAAAGAGCGCAUGGCCCAGGUGGCCACCGGCGUGGGCAGCAGCCAGAUCACCUUCGGCCGCGGCUCCAAGCAGCCCAACCUGUCCUCCAGCUACUCCGAGCAGGAGUACGGCAAGGCGGGGGGCUCGCCGGCCUCCUACCAUGGCUCGCCCGAGGCCUCGCUGUGCCCCCAGCACCGCACAGGGGCCCCGCUGGGUCAGAGUGAGGAGCUGCAGCCACUGAGCCAGCGCCACCCCUUCCUGCCGCACCUGGGGCUGCCCCCCCGCCCCAAUGGCGACUGGGCCCAGCCCUGCCUCACUUGUGACCGCGCAGCCCGAGCCACCUCCCCGCGAGUGUCCUCCGAACUGGAGCAAGCCCGGCCCCAGACCAGCGGCGAGGAGGAGCUGCAGCUGCAGCUGGCGCUGGGCAUGAGCAGAGAGGUGGCUGAGCAGGAGGAGCGGCUCCGCCGGGGCGAUGACCUCCGGUUACAGAUGGCCCUCGAAGAGAGCCGGAGAGACACGGUCAAAGUUCCGAAAAAGAAAGAGCACGGCUCCCACCCGCCGCAGACCACGCUGCUGGAGCUGAUGGACGCGCUGCCCGGCUCAGGCCCUGCUGCCCCGAAGGCGGAGCCCUGGGGCCUGGCGGCCUCGGCUAACCAGACCAACCCCUGGGGUGGACCGGCCGCUCCCGCGUGCCAAGCCAGCUGCCUCUGUGGACCCGUGGGGGGUGCCCUCCGGAGCUGGCGCACACUCGGUCCCCAAGAGCACGGAUCCUUGGGCGGCCUCACAGCCUCCUGCUCCUGGUGCUGGGAAGAUGACAGCUGACGCCUGGGGCGCACCCGCCACUGCCAAGCCCCUGCCCACCUCUGGGUCCUUCGACCUCUUCAGCAAUUUGAAUGGUACAAUUAAAGACGACUUUUCGGAAUUCGACAACCUUCGGACUUCCAAAAAGACAGCCGAGUCUGCGGCCUCUCUGCCAUCCCAGAACAAUGGAACUACAAGCCCUGACCCCUUUGACCCUCAGCCCCUGGCCGUCGCCUCAAGCAAGCCCAGCAGUGCCCGGAAAACGCCCGAGUCCUUCCUGGGCCCCAACGCGGCCUUGGUGAACCUGGACUCGCUGGUGACCAGGCCCGCCCCGCCGGCCCAGUCCCUCAACCCCUUCCUGGCACCAGGUCCAGCUGCCACCCCGGCCCCCGUCAACCCCUUCCAGGUGAACCAGCCGCAGCCGCUGACGCUCAACCAGCUGCGAGGGAGCCCAGUCCUGGGCACCAGCGCGUCCUUUGGGCCUGGCCCCGGGGUGGAACCCCUGGCCAUAGGCCCCAUGACCUCCACGGCCCCACACCCCGCUCUGGGGGCCAGCAGUUCCACUUUGCCACCCCUGGGUCCUGCCGCGAUGAACAUGGUGGGCAGCGUGGGUGUCCCCCCCACAGCUCAGGCCACUGGCACAACCAACCCUUUCCUUCUCUAGUGCCUGGGCUGGGGCCCGCCCCGAGGAAGCGCCCAGAGCACCUGCCGGAGGACAGACGCCGAGCAGGGACUCUCGUGUGGCAUGGCGCCUGAGCGUUUCAGGGUCGGGGUGCGAGGGCCCUUCGGUUCCAACCUCCUGAGCGGAGGGUUGUGCUCACAGCCCAACGCGCGAUCCCGGCGGCAGGUGGGUGGCCUCCCCUCCUGAGGCAGGCCCACUCCUGCCGGCCCUCCCCCUGCGUGCUCAGGUCCUGGGGGGGCCUCAGACAAGGAGGUGCCGUGUCAGUGUGGCCCUUGUCCUCGCCCCUACCCCCAGCCCUAGGGACACCCCAGGCAGUCCCAGGUGUGGACAGGAUGAAGCACCGGCUCCUAAUCCUAGACACUGACCUUUGGGGGAGUGGUUGUGUAUAUUUUCUUUUUCUUUGACUCGUGCGUGCGGUCAAAGUGAACACCACCGUGGACAACUCCUGAAUUAAAUCCACUAGAGCGAGCUUUAAACUAACCCGAGCGUAACCCUGCCACGUGGCUCCGGGCUUGUGUACGUUUGCACAUAUUUCGUUUUAGUACAGUUUCAUAUUUGAGUUUGCAGAAUUAUCUAAUAGUCUUUUUUUGGCUAAUAUUUUUAUAACGUGGUUCUUAUUUAACUGUCUAGUUUUGAUAGAAUUUACCAGGUCUGGCUGAAUUAAGAUAUUGGCACGUGUCAUUUUAGUGGUUUCGAUCCUCUUAUUUAUGGUUUUAACUCUAAGAAAAUUUUAAAAGGAGGAGAUGUUUGGAUGGCACACACACACACAAAAAUGCCUUAUGGAAACACUAAAAGCAAAUUCUUUAUAGGAAAUAAUAUGGGAAUUUGAUUACACAGAAAAGAUGAUGUUUAUUUAAAAAAAAAAAAUAAGAAAGAAAAACUAUAGCAGCAACAAAAACUCCUAGCCUCCGGUUGCCUUUUCCCUCCUCCGACUCCCUCUUCUGGUGAAUUUCUAAGCUGACUUUCAGCCUUUUUGGGUAGGUCCCGAGAGAGGCUGUUUUUCUUAUUGAAACCCCAACAUCUUGGAUGUUAAAGGAAAAAACUCUAAUGUAUGAAUGUGACUCACCCGUUUUCAUCAACUCAUUCCUUUUGUAAGUGAAAGGCGCGCAGGGAUUCACAGGGCCCUCUGUUUACAUCGGAACUGGGAAAUGGAAGACACCUUCACCUCCGUCCCUGCUCUCCUGUCUUAAUCCGCGCUCAGGCGAAGGGCAGGGACCGUGUGGAAGUGCACAUUGUCCUGGAGCGUGCCCACGGGUCCCCAGGCUGAGACGGGUGAAGGACCAGGGCCGGCCCUGAUCCACCUGCCUGCUAACUCCAGACACGUGUGGGCAGACUGAGGAGUCAUCGUCUCUCAUUUGGAGAUGGAGGAAAACAUCUUACAAGGAUAGAUUUUUAACAAACACGCACCAAUGUUGCCUCCUUGCAACCUCCUGUUGUCCUCACCCCGCCCACCACUGGAAAAAGAGUAUUAGGUCGACUAGCUUCUCCCAGGGAAGGGACAGGCCCCCGAGCCCCGGGUGUCCCUGGCUUGCUUGGCCCCUGGGACUUCUCACUCCUGCUCCAAGGGCAGCCAACCCCUUGCGGGCCCCGUGUGGCUCGGAGAGCUGCCCUCAGCAAGGAGAGACUAGACCCGCUGGGCUCCAGGAGGGCAGAGGCCCUGAGCGAGCUGCCCUCAUCCCAGCUGUCCUGAGGCUACUCUGGCCCAGAAGCCACCUGCCCGCUCCUGCCGAGCAACGAGGCCUGGGCUGGGCCUCUGGGCUCCCUGGCAUUCGGGAAGCGUGGUGGGCGCUCUUCCUGCCUGGGGAAGGGGCGGGCAGGACACUGGCCCAGGAAGGUGCUUUCCCUCAGAUGGGGUGGGCCCUGGACCAGCUUCACGGGCAGCGGCCCGGACGCCACUCCUGGGGGGAGAGUCCCUUGUAACAGACAGGAGCCCGCCUGACAUGACCAAGGCCCCAUCAUGACAGCCCCCGCCCUGCCGCCGGCCCAGGCCAUCCUGGGCCUGUGCACGACGUCCCUGCCACCCGCUGCACUGAUCAUGAAGCCACCGGCCGCUGCCACACGUGUCACGCAUGGGCUGCCGGGCCCCUUCCCGUGGGCACCGUCGGGGGGGAGGUCCCCGCUGCUCUCAGUCCUAGGGGUCGGUGGCUGGUUUUGAACUUGUGUUGACUGUUGAUACUUAUUUACUGUAUAAAUAUAAUUUAUCAUUUGUACCAUGA